GUCUUCUCCAUGCGGCUCGGGCUAUGACAGCCUCCGUGCUCCUCCACCCCCGCUGGAUCGAGCCCACCGUCAUGUUUCUCUACGACAACGGCGGCGGCCUGGUGGCCGACGAGCUCAACAAGAACAUGGAAGGGGCGGCGGCUGCAGCAGCAGCCGCGGCAGCCGCUGCAGCGGCCGGGGCCGGGGGCGGGGGCUUCCCCCACCCGGCAGCCGCGGCAGCAGGGGGCAACUUCUCGAUGGCGGCGGCGGCCGCGGCGGCGGCUGCGGCCGCGGCCAACCAAUGCCGCAACCUGAUGGCGCACCCGGCGCCCUUGGCGCCAGGAGCCGCGUCCGCCUACAGCAGCGCGCCCGGGGAGGCGCCCCCGUCGGCUGCCGCCGCUGCUGCCGCCGCCGCCGCCGCUGCCGCCGCCGCCGCGUCGUCCUCGGGAGGGCCUGGCCCGGCGGGCCCGGCAGGCGCAGAGGCCGCUAAGCAAUGCAGCCCCUGCUCAGCAGCGGCGCAGAGCUCGUCGGGGCCCGCGGCGCUGCCCUAUGGCUAUUUCGGCAGCGGCUACUACCCGUGCGCCCGCAUGGGCCCGCACCCCAACGCUAUCAAGUCGUGCGCACAGCCCGCCUCGGCCGCCGCCGCCGCCUUCGCGGACAAGUACAUGGAUACCGCCGGCCCAGCGGCCGAGGAGUUCAGCUCCCGCGCUAAGGAGUUCGCCUUCUACCACCAGGGCUACGCAGCCGGGCCUUACCACCAUCAUCAGCCCAUGCCUGGCUACCUGGAUAUGCCGGUGGUGCCUGGUCUCGGGGGCCCCGGCGAGUCGCGCCACGAGCCCCUGGGUCUUCCCAUGGAAAGCUACCAGCCCUGGGCGCUGCCCAACGGCUGGAACGGCCAAAUGUACUGCCCCAAAGAGCAGGCGCAGCCUCCCCACCUCUGGAAGUCCACUCUGCCCGACGUGGUCUCCCAUCCCUCGGAUGCCAGCUCCUAUAGGAGAGGGAGAAAGAAGCGCGUGCCUUACACCAAGGUGCAGUUAAAAGAACUUGAACGGGAAUACGCCACGAACAAAUUCAUUACUAAGGACAAACGGAGGCGGAUAUCAGCCACGACGAACCUCUCUGAGCGGCAGGUCACAAUUUGGUUCCAGAACAGGAGGGUUAAAGAGAAAAAAGUCAUCAACAAACUGAAAAGCACUAGUUAAUGGAUUAAAUAUGGAGCAAGAAGGCAACUUGAAGAAACGCUUCAGAACUCGUUGCUUUGCCCAGAUAAUGAUAAUAAUGUUUAAUAAUAAUUGAAGAAUGGGAAAGAGAAAGAGACAGACACUGGCAUUUUGCUCUCCUGAAGGAGAUCUCUUUCUCUUUAAUGGAAUCUACAACUGUUUUAAACGUUAAGAAAGGUAAAGCCUGCCGGUUCUUCCGCCAACCCCACCAGCCCAGCCUGUUAAAUGUCAAACGUCAAACCCCAAAAUACGCAAUUUCAGAUAAGUUACGCAGUGACCGAAAUCUUGUAAGUAUUUAUAUGAUCGUUAUAUUUUAGGGCACUGCGUUAGAUGGUAAUAAUCUGGAAGCUGGUUACAAAAUCAAGAGGCCAUUGUAAACAUCUGCUUGUCCGUCUUAGGUCGCAAUUCUCUUUGCAUGUUAAGUGUCUGCUCAGGUAAAUCUUAGUGAAGUUCCUACCGUUGUUGUAUGUUCUGCAAAACAUUUUAUGUAUAGAUUUAGAGGGAAAAGGAGAAGGUACUGAAAUAAUCAUUUUUGGACUAUUUGCCAUGAAGGGAGAAAGGGAGAGAAAGCUCUUCUGAGGAUCAUUUGUCUUGGUAGCAUAGUAAAACCAACGAGCUGAACCUUUCAGACUACGAACCUGGGUUGCUAAUAUCAUUUUAAGAAUAAUUUUUCAUUGCUUAUAACAAGUAUAUUUUCUGGCAUUUGGAUUAUAUUUACUGCCCCAAUAUCGGUUAUUUUCCAAAGGAUUUGGUAUCUUUUUAAAAAUAUUUAAAUCAUCAGAUGAUCUGCAGAAUUCACUUUAUGUGAAAUCUUCAGGGAGUUUCCGUCCCAACAUGAUGAACUUUGGUUUGAACACAAUUCCUUUUUUCAUUUAAAUUGGCAUUUCUCAAUAUUUGCUAAACAUUAGCGGGAGAAGUCAUUUUCCUUUUUAAGAAAACUCAGAAUGAAAAUUAAUUUCCCUGAAACAUUUAGGUGUCUACAUUCUAUAUUUUGAACUAUUAAGAGUAGUAUUUUUCCUUGUUUAUUGAGUUAUCAAACUGCAUUAGAAAGAUUAGUAAUUCAUCUUCACAGCACAUUUUUAAUCAGGUAUUUCAACCAGCACAUUCUUUUUGUUCAUAUUCACUAUAGAAUGAUAUCUUGUAAAUAAAGACAUUCAGCACACUGUGAAAAUGUAUUUCUGCACCUGCUUUUUAAAUGUUUCUACUAAAAAAAAAAAAAAAGUAGACCUGUAGAUAGUGAUAUAGUGGUAUUACUUCUGUUAAUAAAAUAGUCACUGCCAAUAAAAUCUGAAGAAAAUACUCUUUACUUUUCUAUGCUAAAUGUGCACUGCACAGAAAGAAAAGGAGCAGGUUUGUCUUACAUAAACCAAGGACCAUUAUUAUUAUUCAGUGCAUUUUUUGCUACUAAAUUUUUAAGAAGAGGGAGAAACCCCUCAUAACUAAAAUCCUUAAAAAUGAUAAGUGCUUCAAGGAGAUUAAAGUGUCAGGUAUUCUGAAAGGGAGAAAAAAGAAAGGAGGAAGAGAUAGUAUGAAUUCCCAGACUCCCUGUGGAAAAUGAAAACCAGUUGUUUUGUAUCAGCAAUGCCUAGGCUGUCAUAUUUUAAAAUCUGCUGUUGGGUCCGCAUGUGUCUGAGAGGGCAGGUUUUGAUAUUUGUUGAAAUGACAGGACUACGAAAGGCCUUAAACCUUGACCUUGACGAAAAAAGACAAUUUGUGACCUUGACUUUUGACAGCUCAUGAAUUGGCCUCAGCUGGAUUAGUAGAUCAAGGGCGCCACCUCGCGUUGACAAGCCUCCUUGUAAUUCUUCAACCAAGGGAAUCAAGAGCUCUUACCUCCUUGACUUUAGAGAUUCAGUACUCAAUUAUUUGACUCCAGAUGGAGCAAAUUUGAAUAUAUGUAAAUUAUACAUGUCCCUGUAUAUAUGUAAAUAUAUAAUAUAUGUGUACACAUGUAUACAUUUGCAUAUUAGUGCUUGUGUGUGCUUGUAUAUAUAUUUGUAGAAUCUGUACAGAUAUCAUAUCAUUAAUUGCUGAUGACCCAACAUAUUGUAAUUUAAGGUGAUUUCUAGAGUUGAGGUACAAAACGUACUUUACAAGAUGAAGCCUUGCUCCUUUUCUCUAAUGGCCAAGUUUGAUUUAUCUUCAUAGUGGCUUGCUCUGCAUCAGAUUUCUGCAGAUCUGCUUUAAAGCUGUACAUUUUUGUUACAGUCUAAGAGGUAUUCUUAAAUCACCAUUCUUUCCUGGUCCUCACCCUCCAAGGUGGUCUCCAACUCUAAUUAGAGCUACUGGGGAGUCUUUAGAGCAAAUUAAGAUUCAGAUGCCUUGCUAACUCUAGAAGUCUAGAGUUACAUUUCAGAAAUUCAAAGAAACCCACCUCUUGAGAGGUCAGUAAAGAGGACUUAAUAUCUCAUAUCUACAAAAUGACCACAGGAUUGGAUACAGAACAUGAGUUAUCCUGGAUAACUCAGAGCUGAGUACUGCUCCAGGGUGGUGUGCAAUCUUGUAUUGAUGCUUGUGAAUCUGCCAUUUGAUUUGUGGGAGAAAUAAAUAUGUUUAAUAUUAGCAACUUACCAAAACUAUAAUAACAAAAUUAUUAUAUCUACUGUUGACCUCUAACAACAAUCAGGUGCUGUUUUCAGAGUCAUAAAGAAUACAUAUGUAUGUUUAUAUAUUUAAUACACACGUAGGAUAAUGUGUUUCUGUCAAAUCCAUGCUAUGUGCAUAUGUAUUAAAACAUUGGUGGAGUCAGUA
Molecule: messenger RNA, 3950 nt
Organism: Cebus imitator (Panamanian white-faced capuchin)
Lineage: Eukaryota; Metazoa; Chordata; Mammalia; Primates; Cebidae
Gene: HOXA13
Product: homeobox A13
Exons: 2
Coding region: 24-1181 (385 amino acids)
Biological process (GO): regulation of transcription by RNA polymerase II
Molecular function (GO): DNA-binding transcription factor activity, RNA polymerase II-specific; RNA polymerase II cis-regulatory region sequence-specific DNA binding
Source: RefSeq, a predicted model, not a curated record